CGUCAUGCGACCUCCAACAGUAUCGCAUUACAUGGACAUGCACCAGCGUUUUUUUCUUUCUCCUACCGUCGAAAAAAAUUGUGCGGAAACUACAAGUCACGUCUUUCUCCUCGCCUGAAACAAAAAUGGCGCGUCCGGACGAGAACAAAAACAACUUCUCAGCUGACGAAACCAUCGCCAACCUUCGAUCGCACAUCACCGAUCUGGAGACCUGCGUGCAGCGGCGGGAUGAGGUUCUGGCGAAAGCCAGAGGGAAAAUCAAUCAGCUGCUGCGGAAAUUGAAACUGCGUGAUGAGAAAAUCGCCGAGCUUGAGCAGGAACUGGCGCUGUACGGGGGAAGGAACUACGCUGGCCCCGGGCAAAGGUACUACAUCAGGCGUGGUUGGCGUUUCUACUUGUGGUUGUAUCAAAGAGCAGCUGUUUUUGGUUUUGGUUUUGCACUACAUCGAUAUUAAAAUAGAACGCGUACACUUGCGACGAUCGAAGUAAGUGCACUAUGUUGAUUUUUUCCGAACAGGUUUUCUCCGCCCGGUCACGACAGCAGGAGCUACGAGCAGCGUAGCAAUUCUGCAAUCAAUGGCCUCACCGUGGACACGUCGUCUCCGCCCCCAAACACAACCAAGCCUGACACGAGAAACCCGGCAACGGCCUCCUUCCCCGACGACGACCCGUUUCGCACGCCGCGUUCGCCGAACGACAGCCCGCAUUCCCCGGUGGAGUCGUUGUUCGGCCAAACGGGGGAAAGUUCGGAUUUGCAGACGAUAAUUUCGUCCCCGCAAAAUUUUUCCACGGGGACGAGCUUUGAGACGCUGAAGAAUUCUGUGUGCAGCGCAGCGGAAAAUCUUCCACCCGGAACAAAUAGUUUUUCAUCCAGCUACAACUCGUUCGUUGCUGCGUCAGAACAUGUGACUGGUACAGCAAGAACAGCAAACCCACCUCCUGCUGACCGUGACCCGAAGCUGGCGGAGUUGCAGCAGUUGGUUGAGGAGAUGGGGGAAAAGGAGAAGCAGCUGAGUUUCGAGAUACAGGCGCUGCAAAGGGAGCAACGGGAGAACGAGCUGAAAUUUCAGCGGAUCGACGCGAAUUCCCGGUUGCAAAAUAUCAACAAUUGCGCCAGUCAGCAUUCGGAAAAGCAGGCGAAUUUGGGGAAUCUGAUCUCGGAAAAGCAGAAGUUUUUCAGCGUGUACAAGCACCAAAAGGAGAAGUUGGAAAAGAAGUUGCGGAAAGUGAGUGCUGCUGCUGGAUUUCCGGGAACUGGGAGUACUUCGAUGCCUUUUACAGGUAGUGAAAGCAAUCAGAUGCAGGUAGUAAAUAGCCAAGAGCAACAAGAACACCAUGCUUGGACAAAAUCUGCGAGCAACGUCUUGCAACAAAAUCUUCCGGAUUUGAGCCCGAUAGACCGAGUGGAUGAGUAUGAGGUUGAUGGAGAUACAUUGAUAUUCAGUGUGGAGCGUGC
Molecule: messenger RNA, 1456 nt
Organism: Amoebophrya sp. A120
Lineage: Eukaryota; Dinophyceae; Syndiniales; Amoebophryaceae
Source: the annotation of a GenBank genome assembly